Messenger RNA from Penicillium macrosclerotiorum, 1656 nucleotides. RefSeq names its product cytochrome P450. Lineage: Eukaryota; Fungi; Ascomycota; Eurotiomycetes; Eurotiales; Aspergillaceae. The record is from RefSeq and is a predicted model, not a curated record. Bases 1 to 1656 code for a protein of 551 amino acids. The transcript has 3 exons. Gene Ontology annotation, molecular function: iron ion binding; heme binding; monooxygenase activity.
AUGGUGGUCAAGCAAUUUUAUCUGCUGGGAGAGUCCAGCUCCACGGCUCGGGGGAUCGAGGUGGACUCAACACUUGACAACGAGGGCCUACAGCAUCUUCUUGCAAGCCAAUUCGCCAUUGUCGAACCUAAUGGAAUUGGGUUUCAGUCAGAAGAUUCAAUUCUCUCCAGCAUAUCUGAGGUCCUGGCAACAGACCUCAUCGCCAUUUCAAUAGACGGCAAGCCAGUCAAGGAAGUCCCGGGCCCUAAGGGCCUCCCAUUUGUCGGUAACUUCUUCGAGAUUUACCCCGAUCAUCUGGGCAACCACCAGCGUCUUUUUGAUCAAUAUGGCCCUAUCUUCCAAACUACCAACAUGGGCCGCACCAUCUACCAAACCAAUGACCCUCAACUUUCCGCCAUCGUCUUCUCCGAGUCUGACUUUUUUACCAAGAAGAUCAACGAGGCACAUCCCCUCUACCCAAUCAAGAACCAAGACGCUGGUGUUUUCCUGGGUGACACUGACACGCCCGAAUGGCGCGCUGCCCACAAAUUCCUCCCGCCGGCGCUAGGCCCGAAGGCCGUGCGCCACUACGCGCCCACCAUGCAGGAGACUGUCGAGGACGCCUUCUCCGUCUUUGACCAGCUUGAUGAUCAAGGCGAAGCCUGGAAUGUGUAUCAGUACAUGUUGAAGCUGGGCUCGCAGGCCGUGGGCAAGCUCGUCCUCGGCAUUGACUUCAAGCACUUCUCAUCGCCUGAUGCGCCGCCACACGAACUGGUCUAUCGCAUUGCGGAAUCUCUGACUUUGAAUAAGAAGGUCGCUGCCCGGGGCGACUGGUACGCGAAGUUGCCGUUUGGCGACCCGAAGAAGCUGCGGGAUGCCCGAUGGCGCAUCGUUGAGAUGGUCAAUGAGUCUAUUGCGAAUGCGUCCCGCGGCGGUGUUGAGGACCUGCCUCUCCAAGAUGCGGCGUUGAAGGCAACAAAUAUGGUUGACUACGCGAUCCGAGCCACCGAUAACAAGGGCGAAAAGCUGCCAAAAACCAGCCUGAUGCAAGCCCUUGUCGUAGCCACCGGCGCCGGCUUCACAACCACCAGCUCCCUGCUGUCCUGGCUGAUCUACUCGCUCGUGCACUACGACGGCAUGCAGGAACGCCUGCUGCAAGAACUAAUCGACCACGACAUUGACGCCGACACCCAGAUCACUGCCGACCUGACUGACCAACUCACCUUCAUGGACAAGUUCAUUAAAGAGACCCAGCGCCGCCACAACCCGUCGUACCAGCCCGCUCGCACCGCCAAGGUCGACCUCAUCCUACCUGGUGGCUACAAAUUACCCCAGGAUGCCGUCGUCAUCCCCGCCCUGCACCACGUCCACAAUAACCCGGCCGUAUGGGACAACCCGGCCCGCUUCGACCCCGACCGCUGGGACACAGAUGCCGUCAAGAAUCGUCACAAGGCGGCGUACAUCCCCUUCGCAACGGGCCCGCGCAUGUGCAUCGGGUUUAAUUUCGCGCUGCAAGAAGUCAAGGUGUUCUUGCCGAAACUGCUGUACCGGUAUAAGUUCACGCGGGAGAGUGAUGGCCCGAUCGAGUAUGAUCCCAUGUUCCAGCUAAUCCGUCCGAAUAAUCUGUAUGUGCGGGCGGAGCGGCGCGUGAAGUGGCCGCCGAAAAGUGAAGCAUGA